AUGAAUUCGACUCUCAAGAAAAUAUCACAGGUCAACGAUGAAGGGGUAAUGGACAUAUCUCCCGGGUUGAAGAGCGCGAUGCACAACUACCUCGCCACCGCUGAUGAGAAAGAGUUCCACACCAACGGGUGGGUGGUCGGCAAUACCAAAAAGGCACAUGGAGAAGGUAAUCGAGGCACCUUUGGCAUUGUGUGCUCCCUCCAGCAAGAGCCGACAAACCAUGUCACUUGGCUGGUGCAUAAGCAGGAACAAAUUAAGGGGACUCAGUUCAAAUGGGGACCCAAAGAGCCUGAGGCGUGCGAUGUUAUGAGGCACUACAAAUUAAACUUUGGCGACAAGUCGACCGUCAAAAAUACGAAUGAAGAGAAAAAUAAGGAGAAGCAGGAGCUAAUCGCAGAACUUCCUACAAAGCUCGCGGUGAAGCUGACGCCAGGGCAGCAAGCGAAAUUGGAGAGAAGCAAGAAACACCUCAACGUAAGUGAGAAAUACUAUAAUGGUGAAGCGGUCGAGGGAAGCGAGGGAUAUAUGGAGAAGUCGGAGUAA
Akanthomyces muscarius is the source of this 543-nucleotide messenger RNA. RefSeq lists its product as uncharacterized. The record is from RefSeq and is a predicted model, not a curated record. The transcript has a single exon. The coding region runs from base 1 to 543 and encodes 180 amino acids. Lineage: Eukaryota; Fungi; Ascomycota; Sordariomycetes; Hypocreales; Cordycipitaceae.